CCGUUAAAAGUCCCGCCUCACGGAGUGGCUGCGUUGUUGCUGACGAAAGCGAAGAUGGCGGCUGCCGUCUCUGAGCUGCUGACCGGAUGGUGCCUUUUCGGCCUGGCGUUGCUGGCUAUUCUGAUUUUCUGCUGGGUUUAUGUGCGCAAGUAUCAGAGUCGUCGGGAAAGUGAAGUGAUUUCUACUAUAACAGCUAUCUUUGCACUGGCAGUCGCUCUUAUCUCGUCAGCGCUACUACCAGUGGAUAUCUUUUUGGUUUCAUAUAUGAAAAAUCAAAAUGGUACAUUUAAGGACUGGGCUGAUGCUAAUGUUUCAAGACAAAUUGAAGACACUGUACUUUAUGGAUAUUACACUUUGUACUCCAUCAUACUGUUCUGCGUCUUUCUGUGGAUUCCAUUUGUCUAUUUCUAUUAUGAGGAGAAGGAAGAAGAUGAUGGCAACACAUGCUUGCAGGUUAAAACUGCACUCAAAUAUACUUUGGGAUUCAUCACAAUUUGUGCAGUUCUUCUCUUAAUUGGUGCUUUUGUUCCUUUGAAUAUUCCCAACAAGAACAACUCCACAGAGUGGGAGAAAUUGAAGCUCCUGUUUGAAGAAUUUGGAAGUAGUCAUGGUUUGACAGCUCUUUCAUUUUCCAUUAGUUCCUUGACUGUGAUUGGAAUGUUGGCAGCUAUCACUUAUACAGCUUAUGGUAUGUCAGCUUUGCCUCUAAACUUGAUUAAGGGAACUACCAGUGCGGCUUAUGAACGUCUAGAGAACAGUGAAGAUAUUGAAGAAGUGGAGCAACAUCUAUUAAGGCUUAAAUCAAAGUGCAGAGAUGGUCGUCCUCUGUCAUCAAGGGAUAGACGGGCUUUACAACAACUAGAAGGGAGACUAAGGACACUUAGAAGAAGAGAGAGGCACCUGGAGUCUGUUGAGAAAAGCUGGUGGACAAAGUUCUGUGAAGCUAUCCGACCUCUAAAGAUUGUGUGGGGAGUUUUCUUCAUCAUUGUGGCGCUACUCUUCACUGUCUCUCUGUUCUUGUCAAAUUUGGACAAAGCUCUGCAUUCGGCUGGCUUCGACUCAGGAUUUAUAAUUUUAGGAACUAAUCUGACCAAUCCGUUGAAUAUGUUGUUACCUGUUCUUCAGACAGUUUUCCCAUUGGAUUAUAUUCUUAUUACAACUAUUGUUAUGUACUUUAUCUUCACUUCAAUGGCAGGGAUUCGAAAUAUGGGUAUAUGGUUUUUCUGGAUAAGGCUUUAUAAAAUCAGAAGAGGAAAAACUCGACCUCAAGCACUCUUGUUUCUCUGUAUGAUACUUCUGUUGAUAGUCCUUCAUACAAGUUAUAUGAUCUACAGCCUUGCCCCUCAAUAUGUAAUGUAUGGAAGCCAAAAAUACCUGGUACAGAGUAAUAAGACAAUUGGUGGCCAGCCAAGGAAUGUGACAUACGUAUCUAAAGACUGUGAUGCAGAUGCACCUGAAGAUCAGUGUAUUGUUACUCGGACAUACCUCUUUCUUCAUAAAUUUUGGUUCUUCAGUGCUGCCUAUUACUUUGGGAACUGGGCAUUCAUUGCAGUCUUUUUAAUUGGAUUAAUUGUUUCAUGCUGCAAAGGCAAGAAAUCAGUCAUUGAAGGUGAAGUGGAUGAUGAUGAUUCAGACAUGAGUGAUGAUGAACUCUCUGCUUAUUACCAUUGACAGUCUUUUGCCUUCAAGAUGAAAAAAUGUAACAAAGUUAUGUUGAAAGUCAUACCCAUGUGGAAUUGGUAUCUAAGUAAGCAUCCUUGCACUUGUAAAAAUAGAGGAAAUAAGUGUAAUCACUUAAAGGGGUCAAAAAACGAAUAUUACUUUUUGAGUAUCACUUGCAUAAGAACAUACUGAAGCUGAAUAAUAUAUAGAAAGUACUGUUUUAUGAUUAAAAAUAGGUGUAACUUUCUGAUGUAUAAUUUGAACUACUGCAACUAUUUCAUAAUUCAAGAUGCUCUUUAAGUUUUCUUAAAUACUUUCAUGCCUAACUUGUAAGAUGGUGUGGGUUUUUUUUUUUCCAAGUUCACAAAUAAAACUAGCUAAAAUCUGAAAAAAAGCUGGUGCAAACAUUGCUAGAAAGAUUUGGAUAAGGUUUAUGCUUUCAGAAGGACAUGACAUAACUUUUAUACUAGUUCACUGGCUAAAAAGAGACUGUCCUAAAGUAUGCCAGCCAACAUCCACAUAAUUGAGGAGUUCCCAGUCUGUGAAGAAUAAGUCCUUUACAUACUGUUAUUCCCACUGAGUUCCAUGAGAAUCCUCAGGAAACCGUGAGGUGGCUUUUGCUCUAUCAAAGGAAAUAAUUAGUAUGAAUGAAAAUAUUUAGCAUUGUUGCAGUGUUUUAGUAUAGUUCAGUUCUGAAACUGCCAGGUGCCUGACUCAGUAAUAACCAAUGGUAUAAUUAAGCUGUGAUUAAUUUUUAACUUAUUUUUCUCUUUAAUGCAAAUUGUCUACUUUGAUGUUUUCUUUCGGUAUUUAAUGUAAAUGUUGUCAACUUGUUUACAAGCCAAUAUGUUUAUAUAAACACAGUUCAUAAAUAUUUUCAUCAUUUA
Molecule: messenger RNA, 2549 nt
Organism: Pezoporus occidentalis (night parrot)
Lineage: Eukaryota; Metazoa; Chordata; Aves; Psittaciformes; Psittacidae
Gene: LMBRD1
Product: LMBR1 domain containing 1
Exons: 16
Coding region: 55-1671 (538 amino acids)
Biological process (GO): protein localization to lysosome
Cellular component (GO): lysosomal membrane
Source: RefSeq, a predicted model, not a curated record